AUGGACGAAGAGAAAAACAACCCUGAUAAGUCUUCAACCGUUUCUCCUAAGGCCGGUGAAGCCACCAAUACGGAGUCGCCCAAGGUCGAGACAAAGCCAAAUGAAAUCGAAACUGCAGAGGGGAAGACACCAAAAAAGGAGGGUGAUCAGCUCGGAGAGAUCGAAGAGACCAAAGAAGUACAUGAAGAAGCUCCUCCUCCUGAGAUCCAAUAUACUCUUGAAACAGCUUCGGAAGAAAUCGAUAAGUUUCUCUCAACAUUACCUGCAAAAACUGAUGAUGAGAAUAAUAAAGCCUCGCCGGAGAUCCCGGAGACGGUUAUUGGGAAAUUCUUGGAUCUUUUUGAGGAGCAACUCACCAAGCAUGACUCAACAGUCGAAGGAAAAGUGAAAGGGUCUCAGGUUCCUGAAGAUGAUACGUUGAUUUUGAACGCUGUGGAUCGAGUUUCGAAGCUGGCAACGUCCAUUGGUGAGCUGAAAUCGGAUGCUGACAAAAAACAAUGCGUUUUGAUCAACCGAAUCGGUGCGAUUAAACAGCGUGCAAUGUGUUUCUUGGAGGAUGAAUUCAGGUUGAUUCUUGAACACAUUCCUGAUUCAUCAGAUCCAAAAACUGAAACAAAAGAUGCUGAAGAAUCCGCUCCCACUGAGGAUUAUUCCACAAAUUAUUCCGGAUAUACUCCGGAAAUGUUGUCCAGCUUGAAUAAAAUCGCCCAUGAAAUGAUCUCGGCAGGGUAUGAAUCUGAAUGUGUCGAGAUUUACAUGAUAUCAAGAAGGAUCACGUUUGAUGAUAACUUGAACCACACAGGUUUUGAGAAGUUCAGCAUCGAUGAAGUACAGAAGAUGAGUUGGGAACACCUAGAGAGAGAAAUCGCCACGUGGAUCUCUACCUUCUCGGAAUGUGCCACGCUGUACUUCCCCGGAGAGAAAAAGCUGGCUGAGUCGGUUUUUACGGACUAUCCCAUGGUCUCGUCAAGCCUGUUCAGCAAUCUUACACGUGGCGUGAUGAUUCAGUUACUUAAUUUCGCCGAAGCUAUGGCAAUGACCAAACGCUCGGCGGAAAAAUUGUUUAAGGUUCUUGACAUGUAUGAGACUCUACGUGAUAAUAUGGCAGCUUUGCAAGAACUGUAUCCCGGUGAAUGUUCGAACGAGGUCAAGACGGAGACGGCAACUGCUAAAAUGAGGCUUGGAGAGGCGGCAAUUUGCAUGUUUUGUGAUCUUGAGAAUUCGAUCAAAUCCGAUACAGGGAAGAUGACCGUGCCCGGUGGUGCUGUCCAUCCUUUGACUCGCUACACUAUGAAUUAUUUGAAGUAUGCUUGUGAGUAUAAGAACACGUUAGAGCAAGUUUUCAAAGAGCAUUGUAAGAUUGAAAGAAACGACUCGAGAAGAAGAACAGAUUUUGAAGUGGGCGAAGUGGAUCAGUAUAAUAGAAACAAUAAUAAUAACAGUAACAGCAAUAACCAUGAAGAACAUCAGCCGUCCCCGUUUUCGAAUCAAUUAGUGAGAGUGAUGGAUUUGUUGGACACCAAUCUGGAGGGGAAAUCGAAGCUGUACAGGGACAUAUCAUUGAGCAGCAUUUUCAUGAUGAACAACGGACGCUACAUCUUGCAGAAGAUAAAAGGGUCAACGGAGAUCCACGAUGCGAUGGGGGACACGUGGUGCCGCAAGAAGUCGUCCGAUCUAAGGAACUACCACAAGAAUUACCAGAGGGAGACCUGGGGGAGGCUUUUGGGUUGUUUAACACUUGAAGGAUUGAUGGAAAAAGGGAAGGUGGUGAAGCCGGUGCUAAAAGAGAGGUUCAAGAGCUUCAACGCAAUGUUCGAUGAAAUUCACAGGACUCAGACGUCGUGGGUCGUCAGCGAUGACCAGCUUCAGUCAGAGCUCAGGGUUUCAAUAUCGGCAGUUGUUAUCCCUGCUUACAGAUCAUUUGUAGGAAGAUUCUCACAGUACCUGGAUCCAGGAAGGCAAUCGGAGAAAUAUAUCAAGCUUCAGCCUGAAGAUAUAGAGACUUACAUUGAGGAGUUGUUUGAUGGGAAUACUUCAACUUCCAUAACUUCUUCAAUUCAACUCCGAUUCCUGAUCCGGUACCCGAGAAAGGAACCGAAACUUGCAUUUUAG
Pistacia vera is the source of this 2112-nucleotide messenger RNA. Its product is annotated as exocyst complex component EXO70B1-like. The record is from RefSeq and is a predicted model, not a curated record. Lineage: Eukaryota; Viridiplantae; Streptophyta; Magnoliopsida; Sapindales; Anacardiaceae. Gene Ontology annotation, molecular function: phosphatidylinositol-4,5-bisphosphate binding. Gene Ontology annotation, cellular component: exocyst. Bases 1 to 2112 code for a protein of 703 amino acids. Gene Ontology annotation, biological process: exocytosis. The transcript is spliced from 3 exons.